Molecule: messenger RNA, 777 nt
Organism: Prinia subflava (tawny-flanked prinia)
Lineage: Eukaryota; Metazoa; Chordata; Aves; Passeriformes; Cisticolidae
Gene: PTTG1
Product: PTTG1 regulator of sister chromatid separation, securin
Exons: 6
Coding region: 135-704 (189 amino acids)
Biological process (GO): chromosome organization; homologous chromosome segregation
Cellular component (GO): nucleus; cytoplasm
Source: RefSeq, a predicted model, not a curated record
CGGGGCCGGUUUAAAAGGUGGCGCCGUUGGAGCAGGGGGUGCCCUGGUGCGUCUGAGGGGUUUGGGUUUAGUGUUUCUGCUCUCUAGCCUCUCCUGUGCUGUCGUUUUCUGAGGGUAGUCUCAUCAAUCUGAAGAUGGCAACUCUGAUCUUUGUUGAUCAGGAGAAUGGUGAACUUCAUGCUCCCAAGAGUCAGCUGAAGCUCCACUCAGGUUCUUCAAAAGUGCUAGCUGAAAGAACACAAGUUAACACUCCACUUCCUAAGAAAGUCAUCAGCACUUCUCCAGUCACAUCUCGCUCUGUCAGAAAGGCUCUUGGAAAUGUGAAUAAAACUGAAGGAGUCAUGAGCAAGGUGGAUAAGAUAAAACAGAAAAGUCAGCCUUGCACUGUGAACAAAACUGGAUUAGAAAGCUGCCAUACAGUGGCUGAAGAAGAUUGGCCAGAAAUAGAAAAUAUGUUUCCUUCAGAUCCUCAAGACUUUGAGAGUUUUGAUCUUCCUGAAGAAUACAAACUCAGCAAUAUCAACCUGUGUGGUGUUCCCCUGAUGGUAUUUGAAAGGACAUAUGACAGAUGUGUGAGCAUGGUUCCUUCACCUGUGAAGAUUGAAGAGAUUUCCUGGGAAUCCAACUUGCUACAAUCAACUGCUGACUUCCUUGCUACCCUGGAUGAGAUCAUUGACAUGCCACCUCCAAAUUAUAAUGUUUAGUGUGUGCGCUCAAGUUUCUUUUGAGGUCAAAUUUCAUAUAGUUCUAUAUUUCAAUAAAGACUAGUUUAACUUA